Molecule: messenger RNA, 189 nt
Organism: Caenorhabditis elegans
Lineage: Eukaryota; Metazoa; Nematoda; Chromadorea; Rhabditida; Rhabditidae
Source: the annotation of a RefSeq genome assembly
AUGUCAACCCCAGCCCGUAAACCCAGAAAGGAAACCGAAAACUACAAUUCCUCCAGAGCUCCUUCACAUCUUCAGUGUCAGCUCGAAGUCUUUGAGUGCUGAUUUUGGAGACGUUUUCUCCCGACAGGUGGAUCAAAAAUUUUUGAACGCAAAAACAUGAGCAAGGAAAAGGAAACUUCAUCACACUGA